Talaromyces atroroseus is the source of this 1422-nucleotide messenger RNA. RefSeq lists its product as hypothetical. The record is from RefSeq and is a predicted model, not a curated record. The transcript has 5 exons. The coding region runs from base 1 to 1422 and encodes 473 amino acids. NCBI's taxonomy places the organism in Eukaryota, Fungi, Ascomycota, Eurotiomycetes, Eurotiales, Trichocomaceae.
AUGAUAUCGACGAAGAAAGCUUUUCUGGAUAUUGGAGAGGAAGCCCUAUUCAACUCCUCAAUUGCACAUUUACGGCAAAUGUUCUGGGAGCUCGCCUUCACCACACAUACACCUCGAUGGUAUAUGGAAUGGAAUCGAGACCGACAAAGUAGAGAAGAGGAUGAAGCCAUUUUGAUCUCUGUCCAGCAAGCCUUUGCACUUCAAUGGUUAGCUUCUGACAAAUCUCAAAUUGGCCUUCCACUCUGUACAUCUGCAAAUGAGAACGGAUCGUCCAUGGAGACCCUUCACGCGUUCAGCACCGCAUGGUUUGGCGCGCGAUCUCGAAUUCUAAAUGCGAAACCCAGUCGAUCAUUCACACGUGUUUAUGCCAUGCUUCUCUUCCACAUGUCUGUUGCGCCUGAAGAAUUCAAUGACACUCUGAUAGACAAGAACAGAAUUCUAAAUGAAUGUCUAAGUCAUCUGCGCGACUUAAAAGUCAUGGUCGAAGAGUUCAGUCGGAACUUGAGCCCCGCGUCAAACUAUAGAAGGCUUCUUGAAUCCUCAGUUAGGGUUUUUGAAUGGUUCGCAUAUGUCAAAGAUACCUUUGAGUCCUUGAUCUGUGAUCGAGACUGCAUUCUUACGGACGACCCCCCAAAUUGCAACUACGUCUCUUCGGAUCUUUCUGGUCAGAUAUCUCAAGCCUUCGACACAGAAGUGCCAUCGCUAUGCCAGAAGAUUGUUAGGCCCAUAGGACAAGUUUUGAGGCAGGUUACCAGAGUGAAGCAGCUUGUACGUGAAGCCCAAUAUAUUACCGAAAAAUCAGCACUGCGUACUGCUUUAGACGUCUCUAUCAAUCUUGUCGAUAAAUUUAGUUCGACUUAUGGCCGAUUUUGUGAGGAAGCCCUAUCGCGUUUCGAAGGAUUAUCUGACGUCUCGCAAUUAGCUGUCGGUUAUCAGACCUUGUUCUGGAAUUUGGGAGCCCUUAUUCUUGUUGAACAAAUUGACGCGGCGGUCCAUUAUGGUUUGGAUGUAAAUGAUGAAGCUACGCAUAACGUUUCAAAGAAAGCUCGGGAAUACGAAAUGAAUGCUAUUUCGUCAGUAGUCGCGAUUUCAAGUCGUAUCAACAAUAUUUCAACCAAGCACGGAUAUAUCCGACUUUCCUACGACUCUGAGUUAAAGCUACCUUUUAUUUUACACCAUGCUAGCCUUGCACCGGUUGUGACAGUUUUGAGUAAGGCGCUGGAACAUCUUAUCCAACAAACUACCUUCACCAACGUCACAAUGUUCGGAAGAGAUGUCGAGUUUAUGGAUGAUGUGGACAGUAUGGAUGCUACCGUGGCAGGGGCUCGGUCAGCGAGACCUACCGUUCAGAAACUCAUGAGCUCACAUAGCGAUGUGUUGAUGGACUGCUGGGGGGUUGACGAACUACAGACCUUUCCAUAG